AUGGAAGCCAUCACCCAGCCGACUGCAACAGCAACCUUGACAGAGUCUAUAACGCAGAGUCCGAGUGGAUUAGUGACCUCUGCCGAUCAGACCUCUGGGCUUACGGUUGCUAUGGAAACGCUUGGAAUGGACACUGUGAAUAGGACACCGGGACUUGGUGACCCGUCAAUCAACCCGAUCGUGGACUCGGACCGAAUUGCCCAUGACGACGAGCAUCAUCGGGUAACACUCAACAUUGACGAUAUCCGCGACCAGCUAUUUACCUGUGGUGUGUGUGUACGGGUAUUUGAGGAUGUUACGACAACUAUGUGCUGUACGUUCAUCCUGUGUGUUGCCUGUGUUAAUCGACUAGGUGAACGCACUUGUCCCAAUUGUCGUAACGACAACCUGAGUCUUACUCGAAACCCAAUGGCCAAGCACGUCUUGCAAGUGUUUGAAUAUACGUGCCCCAAGUGCUCUCAGCACUUAAAUCCCAUUACAAGUGACGGUCACGUCUGCUUUGCACCCCCGGUAACAUCGAUAGUUGUCCCGGAUACUACUGUCAUCGACCCUAACAUGUAUGAUGAUGUACCGGCGUCGCCAGAGAACAUACCAUCAUCCCCAAUGUAUGUUCCUACAUCCCCGGUGUAUACAUCUACAACCUCUGACGGCUCAAGUAGUGAUUCCCGAACCACUACUCGUUACCCUCCUCUGCGUAGAAGGGGAGCAUUAACUUACCGGAAAAUUGCUCUUCCACCAACCCACGAAUUUGCUCGACUAGUCAACAAAUGCCUCCAACCAACAGUUAUCAUACGGAGCAAGUUGCACGACCAGCACGAAUGGAUCAUCUUUGAGUUCCGCAAGCUUGGGUUGGGUGAUUCAACUAUUGCUGCAUUUGUACGCCAGCGACAUAGACUUACCCACGUGAUUAGCGGUAGGGCUGUCCGAUGGGUGGACGGAGCUACCAUCCUUGCGUUGGAACGCGAGCUGUUAAAUUAA
This is a messenger RNA of Sphaeroforma arctica JP610, 978 nucleotides long. RefSeq lists its product as hypothetical. Bases 1 to 978 code for a protein of 325 amino acids. The record is from RefSeq and is a predicted model, not a curated record. Lineage: Eukaryota; Ichthyosporea; Ichthyophonida. The transcript has a single exon.